UGUAAUAUAUAAUACAAUAUAUAAGGAGGAUAUUUCAAACUGUUAGCCGUUUUGAAUAGAAUAUAUGUGUAAAUAUAUAUCUUUUUUUUUUUUCAAAAAUAGAUAACAAACCCAGCAUUUAUAAACGUUCAAGAAAAGUGAAACAUACGUUCUGGACUGGUAACGACAUUGUGGUGACUUUUGCAGGGACUUGUACCGGCACUGCGGUGAAUUUUGCAGGGACUGGUACCGACAUUGCGGUGAAGUUUGCAGGGACUGGUUGAAGUCGUGUCUUUUUCAAACCGGAAACGGAAAUGUCUUUCCAGAUCAUACUCGACAACCUCAGUGGUGUCUUCUACUCCGGUCAGGCUGUCUCAGGCAGAGUCGAACUCGUUGUCCAGGAUGAGUUGAAAAUCACAGCAAUCAAUUUUAUUGCCAAGGGACAAGCGAAUGUCCACUGGCAAGAAGGAAGUGGCGAGCAUACAAGGCAUUACUAUGGCCACGAGAAAUAUUUCCACAAUAAAUUGUGCCUCUUUGGGAAACAGCAAACUGGAGCGAACAGUGUAAAAUUGGCAGCGGGUCAUUACAGCUACUCUUUUAGUGUCCAGCUUCCACCAAUCUUACCGUCGUCGUACGAGGGGUGCACAGGACAAGUGCGAUAUUCCUUAAAGGCACACAUCGACAUUCCAUGGGCGUUUGACAAAUAUACUAAAAGGAUGAUAACGGUGGUCAACCCGCUUGAUUUAAACACCUUACCUAAUGCACAGGCUGGCGCAUCAAAUUCAGGCCAAAAGAGACUAUGCUGUUUAUGCUGUGAAUCAGAUCCUAUAUCUGCCACUGUCAUGGUCGAUCGUACAGGUUAUGUUCCAGGAGAAUAUAUAAAUUUCCGAGCAGAAGUCAACAACCAAAGUAAAAGAACUAUGACAUGCACUAAAGCAAAACUGGUGAUGGAAGUAACUUACCAUGCCACAUCAAAGUCAAGGACAGUUAAACAUAGAAUAACGAAACUGAAACAUGGCGAGUUAAAAGGCGGAGACACUGAUGUUUGGACGAAUGAAAAAUUGCACGUGCCAUCCGUACCACCUUCGUUUCUGCGGGGCUGUACUAUAAUUGAUAUCAAAUAUUACGUGACGAUAGUAGCUGAUCCGUCAGGAGUAGGUUUCGAUCUCGAGGUUCCGGUAGAGGUGGUGAUAGGUAGCAUACCUUUGGCUUCAGUUGCGGAACAACACGGUUUCUCUCUACCAACGCAAACGCAAUUUGAUGUCCCUCCGCCGCCAGUGGGAGCACCUCAAGGACUUUACGCUGACACUUCUAUACCUACAAAAAAUCCACAAGUCUCACUGUCUGAAAGUGCAAUGGGACGAGUAAAAAUCAAAGAAGGUAAAGAAGGAUCGGGGACUGUGGAUUAUGCUCCCGUUUACACAUAUUAUAACUGGGACAAGCCAGACGUCGACAGCAUGUUCACUGUGCAGCGCCAGUGACAUUAAACUAUUCAAAUGCUUGCGGUGUAUGAAUUUUCUAACCUGCUUACUGGUAUCUGAUGAAUUUAGAGGGAUCGUAAUCAUACCAGAAUUAGUGUACAUAUUCAUGUUUACUAAUACACUGUGCAUUACGUUGCAAUGAAAUAGUUUCAAUAGAUGUGACCUCUAAAUAGAAUUCUUAUCGCUGUUCAUGUAUAUAUCCAAAUAAGUAGUAUUGCACUAAAUGUACCAUAGACAUCUGAUAUUGCUACCUAAUAUGUACCCCCUAGGUAUUAUCAGUAUAUUCUAGUCUCACUGUUAUCAAGUGUAAUGGUACUGGAACAAGGCAGUCUGAAAGACAGCUAUAUCCCCCGCCGCUGUUCUGGAUAGUAAAAGGGUUGACGGUAUUGGGCGGAAGGAGUGACGUUGUUAAGUAUAUUUUAUAGACUAUGUAUGAAGACAUCAAUAAAUUUGAAAAUCCUUCAAGGGGUUUAGGAGAUAAAGGACGGACACGAAAUGGAAGGCUCAAACCUUUUACCUUGAGUUGUGACCUUGACCUUGAGCCAAUAUGGCUGAUUCACGAGUUCUGCACAUCGUCAUGAUGAGGUGUUCAUUUGACACAAGUUUCAUGAAAGUCCAUCGAGGGGUUUAGGAGAUACAGAAUUCAAACCUUUGACAUUGAGUUGUGACCUUGACCUUUAGCCGAUAUGGCUGACUCUUGAGUUCUGCAUGUCGUCUUGAUGAGGUAUCCAAGUUUGAUGAAAAACCUUCAAGACGUUUAGGAGAUACAAAGUUCAAGCCUUUAACCUUGAGUUGUGACCUUGACCUUGAGCCAACAUGGCUGACUCAUGAGUUCCGCACAUUGUUUUGAUGAGGUGAUCAUUUGAUCAAAGAUUUUUGAAAAUCGUUCAAAGGGUUUAGGAGAUACAGAGCGGACACAAAAUGGAAGGCUCAAACCUUUGACCUGGAGUUGCGACCUUGACCCGACAUGGCUGACUCAUGAGGCUUAUGUUUUAUGAAAAUCCUUCAAGGUGUUUAAGAGAUACAGAGAGGGCACAACAUGGAAGACUCAAAACUUCGACCUUGAGUUGUUAUUUUGACCUAAGCCGACAUGGUUGACUCAUAAGUUCUGCAUAUUGUCUUGAUAAGGUGACCAUAUGACCCAAAUUUCAUGAAAAUCUUUGGGUAUAUAAACUCAGCAGAGUCUGGCACAACGGUCGUGACAACAGAAACUAUUAUUCAGAAUACUUGAUAAAUAUUUUGACUUGUUUUGCCUAUUUCAAGGAGUGAAUGAAUAUCUAAUGAGAUUUUACCUCAAUAACACUUGAUGGUAAUGAACUGAUACUUGGUAUUUAAUACAGUCCUAGGCUAUUGAAUUGAAAUAAGCUAGAAUUUGAAUUAUUAAGAUGAUGCAUUUAAGAAUAUUUAAAUAUUGAAUGUCAUUUACGCAAAAUCAAAUCAUUCAC
Molecule: messenger RNA, 2905 nt
Organism: Mercenaria mercenaria
Lineage: Eukaryota; Metazoa; Mollusca; Bivalvia; Venerida; Veneridae
Product: arrestin domain-containing protein 3-like
Exons: 8
Coding region: 294-1460 (388 amino acids)
Biological process (GO): protein transport
Cellular component (GO): cytoplasm
Source: RefSeq, a predicted model, not a curated record